Oryza brachyantha (malo sina) is the source of this 2036-nucleotide messenger RNA. RefSeq names its product GDP-mannose transporter GONST1. NCBI's taxonomy places the organism in Eukaryota, Viridiplantae, Streptophyta, Magnoliopsida, Poales, Poaceae. Gene Ontology annotation, molecular function: GDP-mannose transmembrane transporter activity; antiporter activity. The record is from RefSeq and is a predicted model, not a curated record. The coding region runs from base 22 to 1221 and encodes 399 amino acids. The transcript has 10 exons. Gene Ontology annotation, cellular component: Golgi apparatus.
UCCGUCGGGGCCGGCGGCGACAUGGCCUCCAGAAUUCCUCCCUUAGCCAUUUCUGUGGAGUCAGAUGCCUCUCCUAGGAAAAAUACAUCAGAGGCUGCAACAAGUCCUCUUGUAAAUGGUGAAAAGAGUAUAUUCCAGGAUCAGGUUAGAGGAUACAGUGUACUUGGAAGUCCUUUGAGGAGAGAAGUUGGGAACAGAUCUAUUACUAGAUCCUUCUGCAUUGAUGACGCUGACUUGGAAGAUGGUAAGGUGCCAAAAGACAGAGAUAGGCCUUCACACUUCCUCAGUCUCCCAAAGAUACAGAAUCAGGCACUUGUAUCUGGUCUUGCUUACUGCAUAUCAUCCUGCAGCAUGAUUCUAGUUAAUAAAUAUAUCUUAUCUGGCUAUGGUUUCGGUGCUGGAAUAUUUCUGAUGCUUUACCAGAACAUUGUAUCUGUGACCAUUGUGUCCACUCUAUCCCUCUCUGGUGUUAUCCCAACUGAACCACUAACUUGGAAGCUUAUUAAAGUUUGGUUGCCUGUGAAUAUCAUCUUUGUCGGAAUGCUAAUUACAAGCAUGUUUAGUUUGAAGUACAUUAAUGUUGCAAUGCUGACUAUAUUGAAGAAUGUUGCCAAUGUGAUCACUGCUUCUGGGGAAACCUACUUCUUUAAAAAGCAGCAUGAUAGACAAGUUUGGAUUUCUCUCACAUUGAUGAUAAUUUCAGCAAUUGCAGGAGGAAUAACAGAUCUGUCUUUUCACGCGGUUGGUUAUACGUGGCAGAUCUUGAACUGCUUUCUAACGGCAUCAUAUUCGCUUACAUUGCGGCAUGUAAUGGACAGUGCUAAGCAAGCCACCAAAUCCGGGAAUUUGAACGAGUUAUCAAUGGUUUUACUGAAUAAUAUUCUUUCAGUGCCACUGGGAAUUAUCCUUGUGCUUGGUUUUAAUGAAGUGGAUUACCUUUUGGAAACCCCUCUCCUAAGGAUGCCCAUGUUUUGGAUAGUCAUUACUUCUAGUGGAAUUUUGGGCCUUGCUAUCAGCUUUACUUCUAUGUGGUUUCUUCACCAGACAAGUGCCACAACAUAUAGCCUUGUGGGCUCCCUUAAUAAGAUCCCUCUCUCUAUUGCUGGAAUCCUUCUCUUCAAAGUGCGGACGAGCAUGGAGAAUUCUUUCAGCAUUCUGUUUGGUCUAUUGGCAGGAGUAUUUUUCGCCAGUGCCAAGUUACGCAACAACUCUCACUCAUAGUCGUAGGCCAAGCUUUAUAGAUUACACACGGCAGACUUGUUCUAAUCGACCAGAACAGGAUGGUCCCUCCCUCAGAUGAAAUUCCUGGGAAAUUUGUGCAGAUGUAAAGAUCCUCCAGUUAACAAGGCAAGAGAUUGACAACACAGUUGUUACUAUGGGGCCAUCGAGCUGCAGUUAUUUUUUUCGUCGAAAUCGGCAUGGACCCCUUGUUGCUCUUGUGGUGGUAUACGUCCUCACUUGCACUUUAAGAUCAAAAGUCAGAUACUACUCAAAUGCAGGCAGUUUAGGAAAAACGAUGGUGGAUCGACACAUUUGUAAUUUUUGUGAUUUGUGGCGGCUGCGUGGAAACGGGACUGGUGUUUUUCAGUGCUGCACGGAUGCUGCUGUGUUGGGCAUACUGUAUAUACUUGUGCAGUUUAAUUUUGUGGUGUUCUGUGUCUUGUAUUCUUCUUCCACACUUGAGUCUGUAGGACUCAGGGCAUUCCAGUUUUUGGGUCCUGUUAGAAGGAAAAUGCUCAACCUCCACAUGUGCAGAAUUCUUGGAAUACAGUGAUAGUGCAGAAUUUGGACUGAUCUGCUUCGUCAGGAAUUUCCUCUGAUCCAUGCUAUUAUUGACCUGGUAUUUCUGCUUUGCAAAUUUACUGUUACUUACAUUUGAAAAUCUCAAGACCCUGGAGUUAAAGCAGAAUUGCAGAAAUGAACAGAAAGCUAGAGGAUUUAAGCUUAAACAGAGAAUUAACACUCGUCGGUUACGGGAUACACGGCAGCACGUAUGUACAACACUAAUUCACAUGUAGUGAAAAUGAUUCGGUAAA